Messenger RNA from Mastomys coucha (southern multimammate mouse), 3890 nucleotides. RefSeq names its product syntaxin binding protein 1 (gene Stxbp1). Gene Ontology annotation, molecular function: syntaxin binding. Gene Ontology annotation, cellular component: plasma membrane; secretory granule. Lineage: Eukaryota; Metazoa; Chordata; Mammalia; Rodentia; Muridae. Gene Ontology annotation, biological process: neurotransmitter secretion; intracellular protein transport; vesicle-mediated transport. Bases 136 to 1920 code for a protein of 594 amino acids. The transcript is spliced from 19 exons. The record is from RefSeq and is a predicted model, not a curated record.
CCGCGCGGAGUCCGCGCGUCAGUCGGUCCAGAGCGCGACUGCGGGGCGGCGGGCUGCAGACAGCGGGGCGCGCGGCCCGGGGGAGGCGACGGUGUCGCGGGAGGAGCAUCGGAGCCCGGAGACUCGAAGAACGCCAUGGCCCCCAUUGGCCUCAAGGCGGUGGUCGGAGAGAAGAUCAUGCAUGAUGUGAUCAAGAAGGUGAAAAAGAAGGGCGAGUGGAAGGUGCUGGUGGUGGACCAGUUAAGCAUGAGGAUGCUGUCCUCCUGCUGCAAGAUGACAGACAUCAUGACCGAAGGAAUCACAAUUGUGGAGGAUAUCAACAAGCGCCGAGAGCCACUCCCCAGCCUGGAGGCUGUGUACCUCAUCACCCCGUCUGAGAAGUCUGUCCACUCUCUCAUCAGUGAUUUUAAGGACCCGCCGACUGCUAAAUAUCGGGCCGCACAUGUGUUCUUCACAGACUCAUGUCCAGAUGCCCUGUUUAACGAGUUGGUAAAAUCCCGAGCAGCCAAAGUCAUCAAGACGCUGACGGAAAUCAACAUCGCAUUUCUCCCCUAUGAGUCCCAGGUGUACUCCCUGGAUUCCGCUGACUCUUUCCAAAGCUUCUACAGCCCUCACAAGGCUCAGAUGAAGAAUCCUAUACUGGAACGCCUGGCAGAGCAGAUCGCAACCCUGUGUGCCACCCUGAAGGAGUACCCAGCUGUGCGGUAUCGGGGGGAGUACAAGGACAAUGCCUUGCUGGCUCAGCUGAUCCAGGACAAGCUGGAUGCUUAUAAAGCUGAUGACCCAACAAUGGGGGAGGGUCCCGACAAGGCACGGUCCCAGCUCCUGAUCCUCGAUCGUGGCUUUGACCCCAGCUCCCCUGUGCUUCAUGAACUGACAUUUCAGGCUAUGAGUUACGACCUGCUGCCUAUCGAAAAUGAUGUUUACAAGUAUGAGACCAGCGGCAUUGGAGAGGCUCGGGUGAAGGAGGUGCUUCUGGAUGAGGAUGAUGACCUGUGGAUUGCACUUCGACACAAGCACAUCGCAGAGGUGUCCCAGGAAGUCACCCGGUCUCUGAAGGACUUUUCCUCUAGCAAGAGGAUGAAUACUGGAGAGAAGACUACCAUGCGGGACCUGUCCCAGAUGCUGAAGAAAAUGCCCCAGUACCAGAAGGAGCUCAGCAAGUACUCGACUCACCUACACCUUGCUGAAGACUGUAUGAAGCAUUACCAAGGCACCGUGGACAAACUCUGCCGCGUGGAGCAGGACUUGGCAAUGGGCACAGAUGCUGAGGGGGAAAAAAUCAAGGACCCCAUGAGAGCCAUUGUCCCCAUCCUGCUGGAUGCCAACGUCAGCACUUAUGACAAAAUCCGUAUCAUCCUUCUCUACAUCUUCCUGAAGAACGGUAUCACUGAGGAGAACCUAAACAAACUCAUCCAGCAUGCCCAGAUCCCCCCAGAGGACAGUGAGAUCAUCACCAACAUGGCUCACCUCGGUGUGCCCAUUGUCACAGACUCUACACUACGCCGCCGAAGCAAGCCAGAACGGAAGGAGCGCAUCAGUGAGCAGACCUACCAGCUCUCACGAUGGACCCCGAUCAUUAAAGACAUUAUGGAGGACACUAUUGAAGACAAACUGGAUACAAAGCACUACCCGUACAUCUCUACCCGUUCCUCUGCAUCCUUCAGCACCACUGCUGUGAGCGCCCGCUAUGGACACUGGCACAAGAAUAAGGCCCCCGGGGAGUACCGCAGUGGUCCCCGCCUCAUUAUUUUCAUCCUUGGGGGUGUAAGCCUGAAUGAGAUGCGCUGUGCUUAUGAAGUGACCCAGGCCAACGGCAAGUGGGAAGUGCUGAUAGGAUCCACACACAUUCUCACCCCACAGAAACUGCUGGACACGCUGAAGAAGCUGAAUAAAACAGAUGAAGAAAUAAGCAGUUAAAAAAUAAGCUGCCCCUCCAAAACCCUGGCUCCCUUCCCACAAUGCUGUGCAGCUCCCCAGUGCGACACCUCGGUUACUCUGCUGCCUCCCCAGCCCUGCACGCCCUGGCCACCCCGUUGCCACACUGAGGUCUUCUCCUGUGCGAUGACACCCCAUCUUGUCCUCUGAAAAGCAAGAGAGUAAUGUGUUGUUUUUUAAAAAUGAAUAUCUUCUGUCCGUAUCCCACAGUAAGUUCACAUGCGAGCUCCACACCACAGAAGCGUCAGAACUCUGGACCAAGUGGACUCUCCCUUAUUUAUGACCCCGUGACCUGUAUAUAGCCCUGUACCACGUGUGCACAUUGCUUGAGUAUGGGAAGGUAGACGUGUGGGUGUUUCUCAGAGCUUUGUUUGGGCUCCUUUCUGUUCUCGUUGGGAAUCAUAAGGUGUCUGUCCCCGGAUAUGACAUGCUGAGGAAGCCAGGUUUCUCCCUGGUCCCUGCUCACUCCCUGUUCUCAGAAGCUGAGAAGCAGUGAGCAGACACCUCUGGAGGCCGGUGUGGAACGAGCCUCCUCUCUGCAGCUGUGGGUGGAGGCUCAGGGUGUCCACAGGAAGCCAGUCUGAGUGCCAGCCAGUAUCAUCUCCAGAGCCUGACACUGCUUUCCCUGACCUGUGUCCACACUGUUGUAACAAGUCCUCCAGGCUAAAUCAGCAUGCCUAGCACCCUCAGGUCCUCAAGAGUUAGGGAUGACCAGCCCCCUUCCUUCCCAAGGCUUAAUUUGAACACAGCCUGGAUGGAGGUCAAGGGUCAGGAGUGAACUGGCAGAUGUGAGUUUGGCACUCUGGUCAAAGGGUGCUUUGCUAUAGAAGCUAGGCCUGAGGAAUGGGAGCAUGCUGCUCAGUCAGAAUAUCUUCAGUUUAAGAAACUUCAUCAAUCUUACUUUUGUGUAGUGUACAGUCAUGUGUCAUUGUGGUUGUAUGAAAAGGAUCAUUUUAUUCUUUGUAUUAGUCAUCACUGUAUAAAACAUAGCUAGCUAUAAAGCAGAAGUUCCAGAAGCCAAUGCUGGAAGGAUGGUCUCCACCUUCAGGAGGCAGCAGCUCCCUGAGCAUGCCGCUCACCCUGCUGCUGUAGUUGUGAAACAAAGACAGUGGAAGUCACAAAAAUGUCCCCAGCCCAGCUCCCACCUCUCCCUCCCGCAGACUUGUAUGUAUUACUGUGUCUCGUGCUGUCUUCGCAAACGUGGUGUACGCCUGCCGCAGGUGUCCUGUGCCCUCCUCCCUCCCUGGCUCUAGAAUCUCUCUCCUCUCCUUAGUUCUCAGGCCUCUCUCCUGCCCCCUCUCCAGUGAGCCUUUUCCCUUAGGACUGAACCGUAGUAGCACUGAUUGAUUUCUUCUGUAGCCGCUUCUUCCGUCCCUUCCCUCUGGUCAAGCAAUGCUCAUGCUUCAGGACCUUGUUUGUCGAACAUGUGGGGUUUCCUUUAUGUUAUUUAUAUAAAUAAUUUCUCAAAUGGAUAUUUAAAAAAAGGCUAGUCUGUCUUGAAACUUGUUAACUUGAAACUCUUGAAUCUCAGUGUUUAAAGUGUGGAAGCACAACCGUGUACCGCUCUGUACCGUCCUGUACUGCAGCAUUUGAGUCUAAUAAAGACGUCAGCUCUCACUCAUGGUGCCUGGGCCCACUGCAGAGCUGGUUUUACUUUGGGGACUAUAGAGGAGCCCAGCCACCCCACAGCUGCUGCUUAGAGUCUUCUGGAUCCAGGGGAUUGUGGCUUGCACUGCAUCUGUACCCAUCCUUCGUCUGGGGACAAAGCUUGGCUCUAGCCUCAGGCAGCAAAAAGAUGCUGCCUCAGUGGGCAUCCACCUUUAGUCCCAGUACUUGGGAGGCAGAGGCAGGGGGCUCUCUUUUGAGUUCAGCCAGUCAGGUCUACAUAAUUAGUUCCAAGGCAACAUAGUGAGACACUGUCUCAAAUGAAUGAAUAAAUAAAAAUAAAUAAG